This is a messenger RNA of Candidula unifasciata, 1035 nucleotides long. The record is from the annotation of a GenBank genome assembly. Lineage: Eukaryota; Metazoa; Mollusca; Gastropoda; Stylommatophora; Geomitridae.
AUGCCGUAUCAAGGUGGUGGUGGUGGUUAUGGAGGAGGAAGCCGAUUUGGGGGCAGUGGUGGUGGUAGAGGCCGUGGUGGUGGACGAGGAGGCGGUGGUGGCGGUAGAUAUUCUGACGACGGUGGUGACCCUAAUUCUGAACAGUUCAGGAAGCUCUUUGUUGGUGGUCUAAGCUAUGAGACAACAGAGGACAGUCUUAGAGCACACUUUGAGCAGUGGGGAGAAAUUGUUGACUGCGUGGUCAUGAGAGAUCCAAACACAAAAAGGUCCAGAGGUUUUGGUUUCAUCACCUAUAAAGAUGCAGCCAAUAUUGAUGAAGCCCAGGCCAACAGGCCUCACAAAAUUGACAACAGAGAAGUGGAAACAAAAAGAGCCAUGCCAAGAGAUUCUGGUGGCGCAAGUAAUCACGACAGUGUCAAGAAAAUGUUUGUAGGUGGUUUGAAAGAUGACACCACAGAAGAACAAGUCAGAGAAACUUUCUCCCCCUUUGGCAAAAUUGAGCAUGUGGACAUUGUUGUAGACAAGGCAACUGGCAAAGUCCGAGGAUUUGCCUUCGUUACGUUUAAGGAUUACGACUCAGUUGAUAAGGCUGUGUUGUUGAAAAGGCACGAUCUGAACACAAGAAAGGUUGAAGUUAAGAAAGCUGUUUCCAAAGAUCAGAUGGAUGGUGGCGGCCGAGGUGGUGGAUCAAGCAAAGGACGAGGAGGGCGAUCAUCAGAUAGCUAUGGAAGUUCAGGUUUCGGCAGUUAUGGUGCCGGUACUGGGGGCUACAGUGCUGGAGGUUACGGAGGUGGUGGCGGCGGCUAUGGAGCAGGACAAGGUUGGGGAGCAACUGGAGGUGGCUAUGGCGAUUACAGCAGUGCAUGGGGAGGUGCAAGUGCUGGUGGCUUUGGAUCAAACUACGGAGGAGACUAUGGCGGCGGCCCAGUGAAAAGUGGCGGCUAUUCUGCCCGUGCUCAGGGACCUUAUGGAGCAGGUGCAUAUGGACAAACUAACAGCUACGGCAGCGGUGGAGGCGGUGGAUACAGACGUUAA